GCCGUCCUGGUAGUGGCUAUUGAUUGACUUGCUCACAGAAACGAGACCAAUCUGGCCAAGGCUCUAGCCAUGUAGCCAUGCCCCUUGUAAGCAAUGUUUUCGAACUUAAGACAGUUAUGACAGGGGUGCGGCACGCGAUUUUCGGAACGGAUUGGCAGCCACGAUUUGGAUGUGUUACCUUUGGGUGCUCAUCUCAGCGUCCUUGCAUGCAUGCAUGUUGCUCGAAGGAUCCUGGCUGUCACCGUCUUUGGAAACUAUGGACGACCCUUGAUAUAAAGAACACGCUUGCCCGCGUGUCGAUGCUUACUUGCUUUACCCUCGCCAGUCGUUGUCACUCGACACAGUCUUUUUGAUCCCGGGUUACUCACGGCCAGUCUGUGAUAUAAACAACACCGCCAUUGGUGUUACUUUCUCUAUAGAUUUAGGUUGUGCUGCAUACUGUUGCAACCAUGUCUUCCGAGAAGAAUGAAAUUGACGUCCACGACGUCUCGGCCUCUCCCGAAAAGGUUGAGGUCAAGGUCGUGAAGGGCAAUGAGGCUUUCGCAGAAGCCAUGACUAAGGAGCCUCCUAGCGGUACUACCAAAUUCCAGUUCCUGCUCUAUGCUUUCUCACUCGUCGGUUUCUUCUGCUCGACCAUGAACGGAUACGAUGGUUCUCUCAUCAACAACUUGCUCCAAAACCCGGCUUUCAAGGCAUACUACGACGUACAAAGCUCCGGUAUCUGGGCUGGUAUCGUGUCAUCCAUGUACCAGAUUGGUGGUGUCGUCGCACUUCCAUUCGUUGGUCCGGCCAUCGACACCUGGGGCAGAAGGAUUGGCAUGGCUAUCGGCGCUGGCCUUAUUAUCAUUGGUACCAUCAUCCAGGGCACUUCGCAUGGCUCUGGUGGUUUCAUGGGCGGUCGCUUCUUGCUCGGUUUCGGCGUUUCCAUUGCUGCUGCUGCUGGUCCCAUGUACGUUGUCGAAAUCAACCACCCCGCCUACCGCGGAAGAGUUGGUGCCAUGUACAACACCCUUUGGUUCUCGGGUGCCAUCAUCGCUGCCGGCGCCGCUCGUGGCGCACUCAACGUUGGCGGUGACUACUCUUGGCGCCUGAUCACAUGGCUUCAAGCCCUCUUCUCUGGUCUGAUCAUCCUAUUCGUCUUCUUCCUACCUGAAUCUCCACGAUGGCUCUACGUCAACAAUAAGAAGGAGGCUGCUCGAGCCAUGCUUACAAAGUACCACGGAAAUGGCAACCCCGAUAGUGCUUGGGUAUCUCUUCAGAUGCACGAGUACGACGAGCUUCUCAACAUGGAUGGUGCUGACAAGAGAUGGUGGGAUUACCGUGCCCUGUUCCGUAACCGCGCUUCCGUCUACCGUCUCUGCUGUAACUUGGCCGUGUCCAUUUUUGGUCAGUGGGCCGGUAAUGCUGUGCUAUCGUAUUUCUUGGGUGCUGUCCUGGAGUCUGCCGGCUACACCAACCCCAUUCAACAGGCUAAUAUCACUCUGAUCAACUCCUGUCAGCAGUUCCUUUGCGCCAUUUGUGGUGCAUUUCUGGUCGACAAAGUAGGCCGUCGACCACUGCUGCUCUUUUCCUUCACUGCCUGUUGUGUUGUUUGGCUCGGCAUGACCAUCGCCGCUUCCGAGUUUGCCAAGUCUGGUGGUGGCAUCAACGAGGACGGUACUGCCCGACAAGGUACCAACAAUUCUGCAUCUCAGGCCUCGCUCGCCAUGAUUUUCAUCUUCGGCUCGGUAUAUUCCGUCGGUAUCACGCCCCUUCAAGCACUCUAUCCUGUCGAGGUUUUGUCCUUUGAAAUGCGUGCCAAAGGCAUGGCCUUUUCCUCCCUUGCUGUCAAUGUUGCGGGUCUGCUCAACCAAUUUGCUUGGCCCGUUGCCAUGCAGAAGAUUGGCUGGAUCACCUACGUAAUUUUCACUAUCCAGGAUGCCGUUCAGGCCUUCAUCAUUUGGAUGUAUCUGCCUGAGACUAAGGGCCGCACUCUUGAGGAACUCGAUGAGAUAUUUGCUGCCAAGAACCCGGUUAAGGCUUCCCUCCAGAAGAAGGAGAUUGGUCUCAACCAAUACGGUGAUGUCGUUGAUGUCCACGAGGUUUAGAUGUCGACGACCACAAGGUUUAGAUACUUUUCAGAUUGGACAAACACAUUCAGCCCCUGUUGCACUAGGAAGAUAACCUUCUACUAUACCUUUAUAUAAUUGGACGGCAACCCACCCCGUCUCUUCCUUUCAAUCAAUUGAUACUGUGUACCUUACUCUACCUCAACGCUACGAAAGCUACCACUCAGUCGGUUGUGCACAUGUGCGGCUCCUAAAUUUCAGCUAAUCACGUCACAAGGGCUAGCUCGGACCCUUAUGCCAAGCAGCGGCGACUCUUCUUCGCCUAUAUUCCCCUUUGAUAAAAAGUAGUGCUGACUAUACUAGC
Truncatella angustata is the source of this 2412-nucleotide messenger RNA. RefSeq names its product general substrate transporter. The transcript has 3 exons. Gene Ontology annotation, cellular component: membrane. Bases 450 to 2087 code for a protein of 545 amino acids. Gene Ontology annotation, biological process: transmembrane transport; carbohydrate transport. Gene Ontology annotation, molecular function: carbohydrate:proton symporter activity. The record is from RefSeq and is a predicted model, not a curated record. NCBI's taxonomy places the organism in Eukaryota, Fungi, Ascomycota, Sordariomycetes, Amphisphaeriales, Sporocadaceae.